Messenger RNA from Vitis vinifera (wine grape), 1548 nucleotides. Its product is annotated as retrovirus-related Pol polyprotein from transposon RE1. The transcript has a single exon. NCBI's taxonomy places the organism in Eukaryota, Viridiplantae, Streptophyta, Magnoliopsida, Vitales, Vitaceae. The record is from RefSeq and is a predicted model, not a curated record. Bases 1 to 1548 code for a protein of 515 amino acids.
AUGGGCCCCAUCAAACUUGACCGUAACAAUUACAUUCUCUGGAAAACUCAGAUGGAAAAUGUAGUUUAUGCUAAUGGCUUUGAAGAGUAUAUCGAAGGCACUAAAUCUUGCCCACCCAAGGAGUUACCUACAGGGGAUCUCAAUCCUGAUUUUGUGCAAUGGCGCCGUUUUGAUCGCAUGGUUCUUAGUUGGAUGUAUUCUACCUUAAACCCAGAUAUUAUGGGUCAAAUUGUUGGGUUUCAGACUUCCCAUGAAGCUUGGAUGGCUUUACACAAGAUUUUUUCUGCUUCGUCCAAGGCUCGAAUUAUGCAGCUUCGCCUUGAAUUUCAGACCACAAAGAAGGGUGGUGAUUCUAUGCUAGAUUACAUUCUCAAAAUGAAGACCAUUUCUGAUAAUCUUGCUGCUGUGGGGGAACCGGUUAAGGACAGAGAUCACAUUCUUCAACUUCUUGGAGGCCUAGGUCCUGACUACAAUUCUAUUGUAGCCUCCUUGACCGCUCGUGAAGAUGACCUCUCUCUCCAUUCCGUCCACAACAUUCUUCUUACCCAUGAGCAAAGAUUACAUCUCCAGCAUUCGUCCCCUACAGAUCUUCCUUUUGCCUCUGCCCAUAUGCCUUCUAUUCCAUCCAGACAACCAUCCAGACCUCAUCAACCCCGUCAUUAUCAUCAUCCGUCAAGACCUCAGCACCAAGUCUCAUCUUCUUCUAACAGACCUCCAACAAGAUUCCACCCUCAGCAACCAAGAAACCAUCACCCAAUACCCUCUGCUCAUAACAAACCACAUCAUCUAUCUACACAUCCUCAAUGCCAAUUGUGUGGCAAGUUCGGUCAUACGGUUAUCAAAUGCUAUCACCGUUUUGACAUCAACUAUCAAGGCAACAAUAGUGUUCCACCUGCACAGGCUUCUUUUUCUCAUUCCAUGCUUGCUGCCGCACCAAAUCAUCAAGAUUCUUGGUUCUUUGACACUGGUGCAACUCACCACCUUAGUCAUUCUGUUCAAACUCUCUCUUGUGUUCAGCCAUAUUCAGGUACUAAUCAAGUCACAAUUGGUGAUGGCAAUUCGUUACCCAUUCUUCACACAGGUACCAAGUCCUUUUUCUUUCCUUCCAAGACCUUUUCCUUAAAUCAAGUUCUUCAUGUACCUCAUCUUUCCACCAAUCUCAUCAGUGUCUCCAAAUUCUGCAUGGAUAAUGCUGUUUUCUUUGAGUUUCAUUUCUCUUAUUUCUUUGUCAAGGAUCAGGUCACCAAGAAGAUUCUUCUCAAGGGCUGGCUUAGGGACGGUCUGUAUGAGUUCUCCUCCUCAUCUCCUCCUCGUGCGUUUGUGACCACAAGCUCCUUUUCUGAUGGUGCAAUUUGGCAUUCCUGUCUUGGACACCCAGCAGCUCCUAUUCUUUCUAAGGCUUUAGCCUCUUGUAAUCCUUCUGUUACGUUACAGAUUAAUAAAAUUGAUCCAUGUAUCAUUUGUCCAUUGGCUAAGUCUCAUUCCUUACCUCAUUCUUUGUCAUCUUCUCAUGCCUCUCACCCCUUAGCCCUCAUUCACACUGACUAG